UUUCAAAUUUUUCUUCCUUCUAGCAGUACUUAAAACCCUUGUAUCAGCAACGAGAAUAUCGAUCAUCGAUGCUAGAAAUUGUGUAUAUGAAAACUAUAACUCAGUAAACUUUUGACAUAAAUUCUGGAGGUUUUUUUCAAUAUCAGUGAAAACCUUUAAUCACUAAAAACAUAGCUUCAGCCUUCAACUAUUCAUAGCUAUUUCCUCGUUAAUUUUCUGAUUCCUCAGAGCGAGAUCUAUAGCAAUACCUUCCUUGACGCCAUCUUGAUUUUUCGAGUUGACGAUUACUCAUUAGAUGGUCGCACCACGUAGGCUAAUUCCUACCCAAAUAUCUCACGUCCACAAGAUCCUGAACCGUUUUGUUUCUUCAUGACUAAGCUUAAGCCGGGACACACACGUUGAUGUAAGCCCCAUGCACACUUGGAAAAGCCAAGAGCUGCCCCCACCACCAUUAGUGCUGCCUGACUCAAAAGCUACCCCUUUAAAACUUGCCAAUUACCAAAUUGCCACUAUGUGGACCAGCCAAAUCGCUUUCGGUUUGCCCUUAAAUACCGCCAUCCACCCUCUCGUUCCUUCCCUUUUCCCCUCCUAACCUCUCUCAACCCCUAUAAACGGUUUCCGGCGAUGAUGUCAACAUUUCCGACCGUUUUUUCCUCUGAUUCUUUCUUCGGAAACCCAUUUCCAUCUUUCGAAGGCGGUUUCACUCCUUGGGAUUCCCAUGACCCGGCGUUUCUCUUUCCACCUCAAGAAGACGAGCCGGUCCUUGUUAGCCUACAACCACCCCAAGAACCAGUCAAUUCCAAUUCUAACAAACCAUCCCCCCUCACUCCAAAUUCAUGUUCCGAUGAACCGAACCGGAAAAGCUCUGAAACCGUGAGAUCCGGUUCAGAGGAGACUAGCCGUUUAGGUGCACGAGCAAUCAUGGAUGAGAGAAAGCGUAGACGCAAGUUAUCGAACCGGGAGUCGGCACGGCGGUCCCGAAUGCGUAAACAGAAACAUUUGGAGAACUUGAGGAACCUCGAGAACCGGUUUAAAAUUCGGAACCGGGAACUAACGAAUCGAGUGGGUUUGAUGAUACGUCAGAACCAAUUCGUCCGGCUAAAAAAUGAUAGCCUUCGAUCGGAAGAGAUCAUGCUUCGGCAGAGACUUUGGGAUAUACGUCAAGUAUUGGUCGUCCGGCAACUUCAGCAGCAUUUAAAUCCCUCUGCAUGGCCAUGCAAUAACAUUACGUCCAUCAAUGCGGAACAAACUCUACACCAGUCAUUAAUUACGUAAUGUUUAUAUAAUAGUAAAAAUAAAUAAGGCCGUUUUUGCCAAACGUGCAUGCUUGCAUGAGCCCUAGGAAAAUCUUUCUUGUUAGUGUCCGUGUAAAUUAAAUCUGGGAAGAAACUAGUGAUGAUUUUUGGAACUGGUUGUAGUUUAGAAAAAAUGGGUUGUUUGUUUUCUUUCUUCUUCUUCUUCUUCUUCUUCCUUUUUUUUUUUUCUUCAGUGACGUAGAGAGUUUAUUGAUGUAUGGCUUUAUAUAAUGGAAUUUACUAUUUGUACA
This is a messenger RNA of Olea europaea var. sylvestris, 1546 nucleotides long. RefSeq names its product basic leucine zipper 4-like. Gene Ontology annotation, molecular function: transcription cis-regulatory region binding; DNA-binding transcription factor activity. The record is from RefSeq and is a predicted model, not a curated record. Bases 625 to 1275 code for a protein of 216 amino acids. Gene Ontology annotation, cellular component: nucleus. Lineage: Eukaryota; Viridiplantae; Streptophyta; Magnoliopsida; Lamiales; Oleaceae. Gene Ontology annotation, biological process: positive regulation of DNA-templated transcription. The transcript has a single exon.